This is a messenger RNA of Miscanthus lutarioriparius, 1068 nucleotides long. The record is from the annotation of a GenBank genome assembly. NCBI's taxonomy places the organism in Eukaryota, Viridiplantae, Streptophyta, Magnoliopsida, Poales, Poaceae.
AUGGUGGAGAUGCGGGCUAUAUGCACUAACAUCAACACUUGGAAGCCCUUGGUUGACAACCGCGUCAGCGAGCUGGAGAGCACGGUGAUGGAUCUCGACGAGCGCAUGGAGCAGGCACUCGGAACUCAACUUCCGCAAGCUCGGCCGGUAGAGCUCUCUGCGGCGGCGCAGGCGGGCACUGUCACCAUCGCCCAACCUCCUCCGACCAUGACUCCGGGGGACCCCUCUGCCUCCACGAGCAUGAAGGUGCCGGGCUCCGCCCAUCUGGAGCCUACCCUGCCGAGGGUGGCAUCUGGUUCUAUUGACCAUGGCGAGGGUCAUACUCACCUGUGUGCUGGCUUAGGCGUGGUGUAUACCACUGCCCCGGACCCUGCCCUGGUCACAGUCACAGAGUAUAUUGAAGCCUUCAGCGAUACUGUCCACCAAUUACUUGUUCAUAACCCCCAUUUAGAUCCUUCCUUUAUUACAAAUCGUUUCAUCGAUGGUUUACGUGAUGAUACUAAGGCUGUAGUUUUGGUACAGCGCCCCCAUGACAUCGAUACUGCUAGUUCCAUUGCGCUUUUGCUGGAGGAGGUCCUGACCGGGACGAGCAAGCGUGAAUUUCUCUGUAUGAACAGUUCUUAUGGCAAGAAGGUGUCGAUUGAUGGUAGCAAGUCUUCUAUGCAGCCGUCUCCACCUUAUACUAAGAGUACAUCCUCUAAUCGAGCUGACACUCGUCCACCAGAAGGGUCUGCUUCCAAGACACCUGCCGAAGCUAUGGUGGACCUCAAGUCGUAUCGCCGAGCUAAAGGUCUUUGUUUCAAAUGCGGCGAGAAGUGGGGUCCUUGUCACAAAUGCCCCAAGGCUAUAUCCCUCAAUGCUGUGGAAAAAAUAUGGAAAUUGUUCGAUGAUGUUUCUGACUACUCUCCUGAUUGUCCAGCUGUAGACAGUGAUUCUGGCGAUGAUUUGAUGCAUAUCUCUGUACAAGCUAUCAGGGGCACAAGAACUAUCAGGGGUUUAGAUUCCAAAAAUUUCAGAUACCGUCACAUGCCAAGAUGCGGCAUAUGCAGAACUAUCAGGUUGAAAUAG